Molecule: messenger RNA, 2953 nt
Organism: Aspergillus glaucus CBS 516.65
Lineage: Eukaryota; Fungi; Ascomycota; Eurotiomycetes; Eurotiales; Aspergillaceae
Product: putative beta-N-acetylglucosaminidase
Exons: 3
Coding region: 27-2741 (904 amino acids)
Biological process (GO): peptidoglycan turnover; carbohydrate metabolic process
Molecular function (GO): hydrolase activity, hydrolyzing O-glycosyl compounds; acyltransferase activity, transferring groups other than amino-acyl groups
Source: RefSeq, a predicted model, not a curated record
AUAGGCAGAUGGGUCAGCUCUUUAUGAUGGGCUUUGAUGGGACCUCUGUCAAUCCUCAGAUUCGUUCACUCAUUGAGAAUCAUUACUUGGGUUCUGUGUUAUUAUCAGCCAAGAAUCUAAAAUCCGCAGAGGAGGCAACGCGACUGGUUCUCGAAUUGCAAACCAUUGCCCGGAAUGCGGGUCAUCCAGUACCUCUGUUAAUUGCCCUGGACCAAGAGAAUGGCGGGGUUAAUAGCCUGUAUGAUGAAACCUAUAUCAGACAGUUCCCUAGCGCAAUGGGAGUCGCGGCGACGGGUUCCCAGGCCUUGGCGCAUGAGGUGGCCCUCGCGACAGCGCAAGAGCUCAAAGCCGUUGGAGUCAACUGGAUCCUGGGCCCAGUUCUGGACGUCUUGACAAAUGUCAAGAGCCAACCGCUGGGCGUCCGCACGACGGGCGAUGACCCGCAAGAGGUAUCGCAGUAUGGUACGGAGUUCAUGAGAGGCUUCCAGGAGGCGGGUCUGGCAACAUGCGGCAAGCAUUUCCCAUCGUAUGGCAAUCUGGAAUUCCUGGGGUCGCAAGCGGACGUUCCCAUCAUCACCGAAACGUUGGAUCAGCUCAGUUUAUCGGCACUGGUUCCCUUUCGUAAUGCAAUUUCCCACGGCUUGGAUUCCAUGAUGGUGGGCGGGGUGUCCAUGUCAUCCGCAGGGGUCAAUGUCAUGCAUGCCUGUUUGAGUGAGCAGGUUGUAGAUGACUUGCUCAGGAAGGACCUAGAUUUCCGUGGAGUGGUGGUCUCAGAAUGCCUGGAAAUGGAGGCGCUGACUCACAACAUCGGCGUGGGCGGCGGUACGGUGAUGGCGAAGAACGCAGGCUGCGAUAUUAUUCUUCUUUGCCGGUCCUUUGCUGUGCAACAAGAAGCCAUAAGUGGACUGAAACUCGGGGUCGAGAAUGGGAUCAUCAGCCGCGGUCGGAUCGAGCAAUCCUUUCGUCGUGUUUUGCAAAUGAAAGCCCGAUGCACAUCCUGGGAGCAGGCGCUGAACCCGCCAGGGCUGCAUUCGCUGACUCAGAUGCAGCCCAGCCAUACGAGUCUUGCCAAGAGAGCAUAUGGCGGUUCCAUUUCAGUGAUGCGCGAUAAGAGGGAUUUGCUGCCGCUAUCUGGCAUCCUGGAUCCGAACGAGGAACUCUUGUUGCUAACACCAUUGGUGAAGCCGCUACCCGCCUCGGCUGUAUCGCGGUCUGUGGCAGCACAUCUAGGUCUGUCACUCGAGGAUCCUAUUGCCUGGGAUCGGACGGCCUCGGUUCUCAGUGGCGAAAGCGUUUUCAAGGAGCUAGGACGGUCCCUCUCACGGCAGCGGAACGGUCGGGUGUUACACACGUCCUACACAACCAAUGGGGUCCGUCCUAUCCACGAGAACCUAAUCGAGCGAGCUAGUGCGGUCAUUGUUGUCACAGCAGAUGCAAAUCGACAUCUGUACCAGCAUGGCUUCACAAAGCACGUGUCGAUGCUCUGCAGGAUGUCGCAAGCAGGGCAACCACGCGAGAAGCCCCUCGUGGUCGUGGCAGCUAGUUCCCCGUACGACUUUGCGACGGAUCGGUCAGUUGAGACCUACGUCUGCACGUACGACUUUACGGAGCCGGCGCUGGAGGCACUGGUACAGGUGCUGUACGGGGAACUGACACCAACCGGAUCCCUGCCAGGGUCUAUCAGCCGUAGUCAGAAGCUGCAUCAGGCGAGACAGCAUUGGCUGGUGGAGAAUUGGAACGAAGAACGAGAUGCUCAUGCGUUAGAUGCCUUGCUGGAUAUUGUUCGAGCGGAUAGCGCGCAGAAUUCGGAGCUGCAGGGAGUGACAUCCAACAGCUUCCUGCUCCGACGAGCAGAAGUGGUCGAGGCCCAUCUCGUGGUAAGGAAUAGCAGCACGCAAGCCCUUUACGGGUUUUGCUCGACGUACUUUUUCCGAUCGACUGGGACCGGUAUUAUUGGAUCAUUGAUAGUGGACCCAUCGCGACGAAGACUAUCGAUCGGGAGAUCACUCCACCAUCGGGCCAUUCACACGCUACUCCAAUGCAAAGGAAUCAAGCGAUUCCAGCUAGGCUCGCGACUUCCUGGGAUAUACUUGGGCAUCCCGGCCACACACCCAGUGGAGCGGAAGCGGCUGCGGCAGUGGUUUGCAAAUUUGGGCUGGAACACAGCGCUGUCGCGGCCGGUGUGCAGUGUGGUGCUGCGCAAUGCGACAACAUGGACACCGCCAAACGGGCUUGUAGACACGCUCCAGAACCAUACGGCAGUGCGGUAUGAUUUGGUAUAUGGAUGGGACUAUGCAGAUGUGGUGUUGGAUCAUGUACGGACGAACUCGCGGCCAGGGCUGCAGGACAUCUACCAUGUGGCUCUGGGAGACGCACCGGACUGCGGAAUUAUCCGGGCGCUACGGGCAGACGACGGGGAAAUGCUUGGCAGUGUAGUCAUUUACAAUGCGCGAUCGGUAUUGGCAGCGCACAUGGCGGCACUGAAGAAUCAACCGGUUCUGGCGGGCGGGGUCUCGUCUCCGGUGAUUUCCCCAUUGGUGGGAGAGUAUGCGACAGUUCUGCAGGGACUGAUAUUUCUGGGAAUCAAGCAGAGCCGCAAGCAGGGGGCGAAAGCGGUUGUCUUGGAUUGUGUGAAUGGAGACAGCAACUUGGAUUGUCUAUCUAGAAUGGGAUUCGAGAUGUUGCAUCGAUUCGAAGAAGUGAAUUGCGAUGCGACGGUAUGGAUGGGGCCUCAUCCAUAGUAUUGUGUGUCUGCCUUUGUGCAUUGGUACAUAAUAAUAAUGACUACAUACUCCGUACUGUAUGGUUCUAGUGUAUAUAGUAUUAACUGAGUGGUUCCGAUUGGACGAUAUGAGAUGAACGAUCACAGCUGGACGCAUCCAAUCAGACAGGAGGAGAUGACUAGAUACGGUAUAGCGCUAGAUCGCCCUCGGAUGAUCCACGGCGGAAAGUG